AAUGAGUGAAUUUUAUAGUGUUCUUGGUACAUUCCUUACUGACCACGUCCUCCAUAGAAAGAAUCCUCUGCUCUCCUUCCUGGAAACGAGAGGAAGUUGAACAACAUUCAAAUUCUUUGAGCUCGCUGGAAGUGCAAGAGGACGGAUUCAGCAUGCCCCUCCGAACACUGCUAUAUCAACCCAGAAACUGAAGAACACCUCCCACUCGGACAUGAACAAUUUGACUGUUGGGCAUCUGCAAUGCUCAAGGAUGAUGGGAUGGCAACUGUCAAUAAGCCACCACAUCACAAGCUUUUCAAUUCUCGUCCUUCAGCAAUCAGUCCUGUACUACAGCGGUGGCUCGACACCCAAAACACUAAAUCAUCUUCAUCGUCUGCCCCAGUUUUCAACUUCACGAUCAGAAAUGAAGUCAUCGAUUUUUUUCGCCCACAGGUGCCUGCUAUUCCCACAAUACCACUGGCUGCAGCUGCAGCCCCCUCCGACCCUACAUGUACCUAUCUCCUUCAUCCAUCUCGUAUGCAAGGAACAGACAUGCCACUCAACAAGUUUUGUGAAGAAUAUGACCUAGGCAACACCAUUCAUGCGAAGCUUGCUGAGAAUGCCUACAAAGAAGCUCGAUUCCUUCGCUUCGUAACCAUUCCAGAGUUGAAGGAGAUGGGAUUUCAGUUGGGUGAGAUUGCUGCAUUACGCGACACAGUGGAAAGGUGGUCUCUCCCUUGUGCUUGAUAUUUUAUUCAUAGGACUUGGACCUGCUCACAACUACAUUGCCAAUACCAUGUAUACUAUACAAACUGUUUUGUAGUCUAGAAAUACC
Suillus discolor is the source of this 814-nucleotide messenger RNA. RefSeq lists its product as uncharacterized. The transcript has 2 exons. The record is from RefSeq and is a predicted model, not a curated record. Lineage: Eukaryota; Fungi; Basidiomycota; Agaricomycetes; Boletales; Suillaceae. Bases 241 to 726 code for a protein of 161 amino acids.